Molecule: messenger RNA, 876 nt
Organism: Ipomoea triloba (trilobed morning glory)
Lineage: Eukaryota; Viridiplantae; Streptophyta; Magnoliopsida; Solanales; Convolvulaceae
Exons: 2
Coding region: 1-876 (291 amino acids)
Molecular function (GO): zinc ion binding; nucleic acid binding
Source: RefSeq, a predicted model, not a curated record
AUGGCUGUUAUCGCAAAACGUGAAUUCACCGAGCUUGCCUUGGAUGGAAGCAAUUAUUUGACAUGGGCGCUUGAUGUUGAGAUUUAUCUCACAUCAACAGAACUACAACACACCAUCAUUGAAAAUUUCCCGAGCGAUGACGCUCAGAAAGCCAAAGCCCUAAUUUUCCUCCGCCAUCACCUCAACCAUGAUCUCAAGAAUGAGUACCUCACUGAAAAAGACCCCAAUGCCCUUUGGAAAUCCCUCAAAGACCCUUUACACAAAGUUGUUUCUCAACUCAAGCUCUGUAAGCAGGACGUUUCAGAUACAGACUUGAUAGAAAAAACUUUGUCCACAUUUCAUGCUAAUAAUCUUGUACUCCAGCAGCAGUACAGGGCCAAGAAUUAUUCUAAGCAUUCAGAGCUGAUCUCGGCAUUACUGGUCGCUGAAAAGCACAACCAAUUGUUGAUGCGUAACCACAAUGCACGCCCAGCCGGCACUGCACCUAUACCUGAAAUACACAAUGUUGCCCAAUCGGACAACAAUCGGAGGGGGCGAGGUCGAGGCCGAGGAAGAGGUCGCUGUAGAGGCCCAAAGCGAGGUGGCAGCAGCGGAGCUAAUAAAACUGAUUCCCAAACCCUGAAUAAGCAGCCCGAAAACCAAGAUCGUCGAGGAAAGCAAAAUAUAUGCUAUAGGUGUGGGUGCAAAGGACACUGGUCCCGUACGUGUCGCACUCCAAAACAUUUAGUUGACGCCUAUCAAAAGAUGAUACACCCAAAUGAUGAGCAAAAGACAAACGAAUCCUCUCAAGCUACAUUGCCUGAAGCAAACGCCCUACUCAAUUUGAAUGACGACUUAUUGGGCGAAGAGCUUGUUGAUUAUGGAAACCAAGCAUGA